This is a messenger RNA of Solanum verrucosum, 1226 nucleotides long. Its product is annotated as cell division cycle protein 27 homolog B-like. The transcript is spliced from 6 exons. Gene Ontology annotation, molecular function: protein binding. NCBI's taxonomy places the organism in Eukaryota, Viridiplantae, Streptophyta, Magnoliopsida, Solanales, Solanaceae. The annotation marks the transcript as partial. Gene Ontology annotation, biological process: cell division. The record is from RefSeq and is a predicted model, not a curated record.
UGCCAGAUUGGAAGAGCAUACUUCGAAAUGGUUGAUUACCUAGAAGCAGAUCAUGCAUUUGGCCUUGCUCGUCUGGCCUCACCUUAUAGUUUAGAAGGAAUGGACGUGUACUCGACAGUGUUGUUUCAUCUCAAGGAGGACAUGAAGUUGAGCUAUCUGGCGCAGGUGCUGGUAUCAACUGAUAGAUUAGCUCCUCAAUCUUGGUGUGCUAUGGGGAAUUGCUAUAGUUUACAGAAAGACCAUGAAACUGCUCUUAAAAAUUUUCAACGAGCUGUACAACUAAAUCCUAGAUUUGCAUACGGGCACACGCUUUGUGGUCAUGAAUAUGUUGCUUUAGAAGAUUUUGAAAAUGCUAUUAAGUGCUAUCAGAGUGCACUUCGUGUGGAUGCCAGGCAUUACAAUGCCUGGUAUGGGCUUGGAAUGAUCUAUCUCCGACAGGAGAAGUUUGAAUUUUCAGAGCAUCACUUUCGAAUGGCUUUGGGUAUAAAUCCACAGUCUUCUGUUAUCAUGUCAUAUCUUGGCACUGCAUUACACGCUCUGAAGAAAAAUGAAGAGGCAUUGGAAGUGAUGGAGCUGGCUAUUGUAGCAGACAAGAAAAACCCUCUUCCAAUGUAUCAGAAGGCUAACAUCCUUGUGAGCACGGAAAGUUUUGAUGCCGCUUUAGAAGUCUUAGAGGAACUUAAAGAGCAUGCUCCUCGUGAGAGCAGUGUCUAUGCUUUGAUGGGUCGGAUAUACAAGAGGCGUAAUAUGUACGACAAAGCCAUGCUUCAUUUUGGAGUGGCAUUAGAUUUAAAACCAUCUGCAACUGAUGUUGCUACCAUUAAGGCUGCCAUUGAAAAGCUGCAUGUACCAGAUGAGAUGGAAGAUGAAUUAUAACAUAUCUGAAUGAACUGGAAACAUGAGAAGAUCAGGCUGUAAAUUAUCCAGCUCAAAAUAUACAACUACUUGAAGUUCUUGCAUCCUUUUCCUUUCGAGAAAGCUCCAUGUACAAACAAGUCACUGAGAAAACAUGUUCUUUUCAUGAAAAUCUUUUGCAGCUCCAAAAGACAGGUGUAUUUUGUGAAUUUGUAAUGAGUAGUUUUCUGUUGGUUUGUGAGUGUGUUUAGUAUUUAUUAAGGUGCUAACCCAAGGCAAUAUUGCUCAUUAGGCACAUAGCAAAAAAGAGAGCUAUUUAUUUUACUAAUAUAAAACUCUAUCUUUUUCUCAAAAAAUGAUGAACAAUCAAA